Molecule: messenger RNA, 1534 nt
Organism: Astyanax mexicanus (Mexican tetra)
Lineage: Eukaryota; Metazoa; Chordata; Actinopteri; Characiformes; Acestrorhamphidae
Gene: dnajc25
Product: DnaJ (Hsp40) homolog, subfamily C, member 25
Exons: 4
Coding region: 41-1081 (346 amino acids)
Biological process (GO): protein folding
Cellular component (GO): endoplasmic reticulum membrane
Source: RefSeq, a predicted model, not a curated record
GUCCUCAUCCAGCGCGCGCCGGGUGUUCCGCUAUGCUGACAUGGCUGCGCGCGGGCCGGGCUCGGUGCGCGCGGGGGCUCUCGGGGCGCUGCUGCUGGUGGUGCUGGGGGUCUGGGUGGUCCCCGCGGCCGCGCUGAUCGAGGGGCUGUACUGCGGCUCGCAGAGCUGCUAUGAUGUGCUGGGGGUGGGCAGAGACGCGGCCAAGGCGGAGAUCGGGCGCGCGUACCGGCAGCUGGCCCGAAAGUACCACCCGGACCGGUACCAGGGCGAGGAGGGCGCGGAGGCCGGCCAGCAAAAGUUCCUGCUGAUCGCCACUGCCUACGAGACCCUGAAGGAUGAAGACGCCCGCAGGGACUAUGACUACAUGCUGGAUCACCCAGAGGAAUACUACAGCCACUACUACACCUACUACAGGAGACGGCUGGCUCCCAAAGUGGACGUUCGGAUAGUCAUCCUGGUAACCGUGUGUGCCAUCUCCAUUUUUCAGUAUUACAGCUGGUGGAGCAGCUAUAGUGAAGCUAUCAACUAUCUCACCACCGUCCCCAAGUAUCGCAUCCAGGCCACAGAACUGGCGAAGCAGCAAGGCCUGUUAAACCGAACCAAAGAGAAGGGCAAGAACCGGCGCUCCAAAGAGGAGAUCCGCGAGGAGGAGGAGGAGAUCAUCCGAGACAUCAUUAAGAACAAGAUAGACAUCAAGGGAGGCUACCAGAAGCCCAACAUCUCCGACAUCCUGCUGUUUAAGAUCAUACUGUUCCCGUACUACAUGUGCACGUAUGUGGCGUGGUACUGCUCGUGGAUCUAUCGAUUCACCGUUCGCGGUGAGGAGUACGGAGAGGAGGAGAAGCUGUACAUCAUCCGCAAGAACAUGAAGAUGUCACAGGCUCAGUUUGACAGCCUGGACGACCACCUUAGACAGACCUUCCUGGAGAGGCAGCUCUGGAUAAAGGAGAACUAUGAGGUGUACAAACAAGAGCAGGAGGAGGAGAUGAAGAUGAAGAUGGCCAUGGACCCGCGGUGGAAGCGAUAUAGGAGAUGGAUGAAGAGCGAAGGGCCUGGACGCAUCACCUUCAUCGACGAUUGACCGCACACGCCACGCACACACUGGGCCGGUGAAGAUGGGCAUCCCUUUAUACCAAACAGCCUGCUGUGUGUGUUAGCGUGUGAACACCAAUGUUUACAAAGGACUUUUUAUGUGCAUUUAUAUCAAGACCUUUGACUGAUUUUCAUAGAUGAUGAUGAUGAAGAUGAUAAUAAGACUCUUAAGGUGAGGGCUGUUUUCAGGUGCGUGUGCCGAGGCUGCUGAAACGGGGCUGUCUGGAGACGAUCUGGCAUCAGUUUUGGAGGUUUUGGCAGCUCUGUUGAGUUAUUAGCAAUCGAUAAGCAGGGAGCUCACCUGUUCGCUGCUGUCAACUUUGGCCUUUCAUCACAGGGCGGGGCUGCUGUUCUGUCUGUCUUACCUGUUUGGCCUCUUUAUGCAUCCCACCGAUGGAAUAUUAUAUUUUUAAAAGAAUAUUAAAAUGACUGUUAAACCAGA